AUGAAGAACUUAUCUAUUCAACCUCAUCACCUACCCAACAAUAACAUCUGCAUUAAAGUUCUUGCUGAAGGUGCUGCAAAUGUCAUAUAUCAGAUUACCAUUGAUCCAAAAUCACAGGGGGUUAUCGAGGUAGACAAGGAUCAUCAAGAUUUGGAUUAUCUUUCUGGAAAAUUAUUACGUCUUCGAAAAGAUGUUCCUACUACCGCUCCAACUUCAGAAUCAUACCAACAGUGGCUUACAUAUAUUGUACCCCUAUUCAAACCCGAACAAAUAGUCAUUCAAGAAUUGAUUUACAUUGGUCACCUUAAUGUAAUCCCUGGUUUAAAUACUGAUCUCAGACGUUUUGAUAAUCCUGGUACAUGUACCACGAAUCAUCUUGUCCCACCACCAAAAGGGAAAUUUUAUCGCUCCAGAGCUCAAAGUGGUACUUUCUUGGCAAAAGAUGAUUAUGGUCUUUUGAUUACAGAUAUGACACCUAGAAAAUCCGCACAAGAGACGGUUGUAGAAUUCAAACCAAAAUGGCUCUCACCAUCCCAUGAAUUACCAUCUAAAGCUAUCCGUUGCAGAACUUGUGCACUUCACGCACGUCGAGUAGCCUUUGGAGAAGAAAGAAAAAACACUGAUCUUCAAUCCUAUCUUUGUCCACUCAAACUCGUCGAUGAUGACCCUAAAUUAAAAUUCGAAAGUUACCUAGCUUCCGCCUCUCAUGUAUUACACAAACCUCAUGAAACACCCUCCGUACAAUCACUCGCAAGAUGGAUCCACGAAAAUCCAUUGCUAAAACGACUUCGCGAUCUCCAAACCGAAUAUGAUCUCAAAGGAUCUCUAAAGACGGAAAAAGCAUCUCAUGAACUAUGUGUAGCGAUGACCUUGAGAGAUUGUUCCUUAUACAUACGAAUGGAUAAAAAUCAUCAAGUCAUAGAAGCUCGUCUAGGAGAUUUAGAUUAUAAAUCACCUAAUAAGUAUUCAUCAUGGAGAAGAAAAGAACAGGAAUUAAUCGACGAGGGAUGGUAUUGUGGUGAAGAAAGUAAGGAAUUAAAACAACCAAUCGAUGAAUGUUUAUUAUCACGAAGGAUUUGA
Molecule: messenger RNA, 1080 nt
Organism: Sclerotinia sclerotiorum 1980 UF-70
Lineage: Eukaryota; Fungi; Ascomycota; Leotiomycetes; Helotiales; Sclerotiniaceae
Exons: 3
Coding region: 1-1080 (359 amino acids)
Biological process (GO): inositol phosphate biosynthetic process
Cellular component (GO): nucleus
Molecular function (GO): ATP binding; inositol-1,3,4,5,6-pentakisphosphate 2-kinase activity
Source: RefSeq, a predicted model, not a curated record